This is a messenger RNA of Pseudozyma flocculosa PF-1, 1167 nucleotides long. RefSeq lists its product as uncharacterized. The transcript has 3 exons. The record is from RefSeq and is a predicted model, not a curated record. The coding region runs from base 1 to 1167 and encodes 388 amino acids. Gene Ontology annotation, cellular component: mitochondrion. Lineage: Eukaryota; Fungi; Basidiomycota; Ustilaginomycetes; Ustilaginales; Ustilaginaceae.
AUGUCCCUGCCAGCCCUCUCCCGGCCCCUGUCCGUCGCAAGCGCCGUUCGCUCGGUACGUGUCGCCCGUGGCUGGGCGUCGCUGGCCAGCCUGGCUACGCCCUCGCUGCGCCCAUUUUCCCAUUCGCCGCUACGCCUCGACGCCCGCCCCAAAUCCCCUUCGCCGCCCUCUGCAUUCUCGUCGAGGGGCUACGCCGUCGGCAACACCGUCUCGGACCCUGCCGUCAAGCCGCCUCCCGGCCCGACGGGCAACACUGUCGAGCUCGACUAUGAGGCCUACCACCCAAAGUCCUCUGACGCCGCCGCCGCCGCCGCCCCACGCGUCAAGCCGCUGGGGCCCAUUGUCGUCUGCCACGGCCUCUUUGGCUCCAAGCAGAACUGGCGCUCCCUCGGCCGCGCAAUGGCAUCCCGCUUCGGCGUCGACGUCUACGCCCUCGACCUGCGCAAUCACGGCACCUCGCCCCACAUCGACGGCCUCGACUACCGCGACAUGGCCGCCGACGUCGGCAGGUUCCUCGCCGAAAAGGGCCUCGACAACGUCGUCCUCAUCGGCCACAGCAUGGGCGGCAAGGUCGUCAUGAGCGCCGUGCUCGAUGCCGAGAUCGGGAAACGCGUCAGCAAGCUCAUCAGCGUCGACAUGAGCCCCCGGCGCGGGCCGCUCAGCAAGGAGUUUGAGCAAUACAUGGAGGGCAUGGUUGAGAUCGAAGAGGCAAAGUGCGAGACGAGGAGCGCGGCCGACGAGCUCCUCCAGAAGAUCGAGCCCGACCUCGGCGUGCGGCAGUUCCUGCUGACGAACCUCACGCGCAACCCGCCCGACUCUGCCAGCUGGUCCUGGCGCAUCCCGGUGCGGACGAUGCAGAAGCACAUCUCAUCGAUCGGCGACUUCCCUUACGACGCCCCCGGCUCGACCGAUGAGGGCGGCAGCGGCGACGCGCGCGCGUGGGACGGCGACGUCCUCUUUGUCAAGGGUGCAAAGUCAAAGUACAUCAACCGCCGCAACGUGCCCACCAACCGCGCCCACUUCCCCAACUCCAAGAUGGUCGUGAUGGACACGGGCCACUGGUGCCAGGCCGAGAAGCCCAACGAGUUUGUCCAGGUCGUCGAGGACUUUAUCAAGGGCCAGACGGUUGACGUGACCGACGAGGCGCUCAAGCCCAGGAGCGCAUAG